UAGACGUCGUCGUAUUGUGCCUUCUGUGCUUGCCACGUAAUAAUAACCGAUCAACUCCUCCGCCUACCACAGCGGCUCAGCGUCACUGCUCGCCAAUCCAAAGCCGCCUUCUCCUUCCCAAUGUCGAGUUCAUUCAGAAACCCUCAUCGGUCAUCAAAGAAGCAGAGACAGGAAAGGGAGUGGUUUGCUCCGAGUUUCAAGCCGGAGAACUUCAUUCCGGGCCUAUUCAUCGGUUUCAUUCUUGGGUUGUUCUUGGACUUGUCGAAACCCACAAAAACUGGCUCCAGAAAAAGCAAUCUCUUGCCGGGCAAGCAUCAGCAGCAGGUGCUGGCCUCGGGUACCAGUGAUGAAGAGCUGAAGAUGGUUUUGGUAGUUAGACAAGAUCUAAAGAUGGGAGCUGGAAAGAUUGCAUCUCAAUGUGCUCAUGCUGCCACUGGAAUGUAUUCAGAGCUGAUGCAGAGUAACCGGUCCCUUUUGAGACAAUGGGAGCUGUGUGGGCAACCAAAAAUAGUGGUCACAUGCAAGAAUCAACAAGAAAUGAAUAAGCUGAAACAAGCAGCUGAGAGCAUUGGCCUUCCAGCUUUUGUUGUUGCAGAUGCAGGUCGCACUCAGGUUUCGUCUGGGUCAAAGACAGUACUUGCUAUUGGACCUGGAAGCAAGGCUUCUGUAGAUUCGGUGACAGGAAAACUACGAUUGCUCUGAUGGCGUUGGGCACAUUUAAAGCUUCACUGAUGAAUUCUCCCAAGUCAUGGUUCUAUGCACUUCAAAGCUCUUCUUCCGGCCAUGAUCAGGGAUCGAUGCUCUGGUACUUGUACCUAGAGGAGAAUUUACUUUCUUCUAGCACAUCAGGAUAAUGUAAAAGGUGUCCCUGACAGGGCUGUGAAUACGGUAACUGAGUCAAUGCCCUGGUACUUCUAUCUUAGAUGGGGAUUUAGUUUUCUCUAUUUGUUUUCACUUUCCUUUCCUCAGAACUGCCUGAGUUGAAUAACUACUUGUUGAUAGUCUCUUCUUUGGCUGCAGAGACAAUAAGGAGAGUAGAAAAGUUGUUUUUCUGUACAAUUGGGAAUUAGAGGAUUUGAACUUGUGAUUCUGUUCAAUUACUUCAUGCCACUGUUGAGCAAAGCCAAUGGAUGAGACAUUGCGGCUUCUGUUUGUGCUUGUCA
Messenger RNA from Diospyros lotus (date-plum), 1163 nucleotides. RefSeq lists its product as uncharacterized. The transcript is spliced from 8 exons. The coding region runs from base 121 to 702 and encodes 193 amino acids. NCBI's taxonomy places the organism in Eukaryota, Viridiplantae, Streptophyta, Magnoliopsida, Ericales, Ebenaceae. Gene Ontology annotation, cellular component: cytosol; mitochondrion. The record is from RefSeq and is a predicted model, not a curated record. Gene Ontology annotation, molecular function: peptidyl-tRNA hydrolase activity.